This is a messenger RNA of Spea bombifrons (plains spadefoot toad), 1523 nucleotides long. RefSeq names its product beta-1,3-galactosyltransferase 5-like. The transcript has 4 exons. NCBI's taxonomy places the organism in Eukaryota, Metazoa, Chordata, Amphibia, Anura, Pelobatidae. The record is from RefSeq and is a predicted model, not a curated record. Gene Ontology annotation, molecular function: protein N-acetylglucosaminyltransferase activity. Bases 62 to 1063 code for a protein of 333 amino acids. Gene Ontology annotation, cellular component: membrane.
CAACAGGUGAUUUUAUCGAGUCCGUGACUGUCGGCGAUCCCGUCUCUCGGAACCUAAAAGGAUGAAGUGCCACUUCCAGUCCUUCUUUGGUGUUACCCUGGUUUCAGCUGCCAUAUUUUUCACAAAAAUGCUCUUCUGGGAACCCAACAACAUCAAAAAUCAAGUGUCCUUUAAGGCCUCCAGGCAAUCGGCCAACCUCACCGACGGAGUGUACACUUACCACCUGGACUUGUCCCAAUUCCAGUCCGAGUUCCCCCAUCUGCAGAGCUAUGAGUGCUCGCUCAACCUCACCCCACGGGGGCAGCUUGAGGACAAGAGCGGUCAACCUCUGCUCAUCCUGGCUAUUAAAUCCCACCCGGCCUCUGGUGACAGGAGAGAGGCGCUGAGACGGACGUGGGCCAGAGAGGGGGUAGUUGGAGGGUACAGGGUCAGACCAAUCUUCCUUAUGGGGCAGGGAGGGACACUGGGGCACAUGGAACUGGUGAAGGUGGAGAGUCGAGAGUUUGGAGACAUCCUACAGUGGGACUUCAACGAAGGACAUCACAACCUGUCCCUAAAAGAGCGCUGCUUCCUGGAGUGGCUGCACCACCACGUCCCAUGGGUGGCAUUUAUCUUCAAAGGAGAUGAUGAUGAGUAUGUGAAUCCAGCAGCCGUGGUGCAGUACAUCACCGAACAUGGAUCCUCCCCUCUCACGUUGCACGGCAAUCUUUGGCGCCAUCCUUCUGUUAUGCGCUCCACCAAAUACCGCAUCUCCAAGACUCUCUACCCAUUCCACAGAUAUCCCUCCUUCCUCUCCGGUGGAGGCUUCCUCUUCCCUGGAGCCUCGGUUAAGAUCCUAUACGAAGCCUCCAAGACGAUCCCAGUUUUCCCGUUGGACGAUGUGUAUUUUGGGUUCUUAGCUCUGGCAGGAAACUUAACCUACCGGCACGAUGCCCGGUUCCACGUCUACGGUUUGAGGUACGAUGCAUGCAAGUACCGGCAAGCUCUGGUGGUCCAUGGGAUUGGCCCAGAGCGUCUGGUGACCGUGUGGAAUGGAGUCCAGGAAGCCCGGUGUAAGAUAUGAAAUUACAGCCUUAUUUUCUCCUCUGGACCUUCUCGAUUGCCAAUUAAACCCUGGGAUGUAUGGACUGGGACCUGCUUGUGCAUAAUGUUGGCAUCUGCUGACGCACACUCUAAGGCGUAAGCAUGUGAAGAGAGCAUGUUCUGUUCUACACAUACAGAUUCCCCGUACCGUGUACUCGCAAACAUGUUCUGCUCAUUCAAAGCUCUUAGGUUACCGCGUGAAGACCUAAGAGUCUCCGGGGCAGAUUCAAGAUGGCGCAUGGGGUUCUCAGCAGCCGCGUCUUGGACCUGCGAUGGAUCUGCGAUGGAGGCGAGGGUCUGAGCAGCUGGCGGGUUUUCUCUCUCUCUGCAACAUUCUCUACGGCGAAGAGAAAUGACAUCAUCGGACGGGGCAGAGAGCGCCAGCAAGUACUAGUGGAAAGAUCCGUGCUGCGCAGGACUUCCCCUCCAUCGAGCUGCCC